AUUAUGAAUGAAACAUUCCGUAUCUUCUGUUAAAUCUGCCAUCGUGAUUUGAGUGAGUGGGUGGAGGCAUCACCGACGGUACAUAAAUGACUCCUCCUCGGGCUCACUCUCACUUUUUUAGCAGCUUUACGCACGCACGCACCAAUCUCAGAGCUCUUCUUCCAUUCCAACAAAUGGUUUGGGUAAUUGAUGCAGAAAUCAUGGCAGCCGUGAUGAAAAAUCAAGUUUUCUCCUGUUUUGUUUUCUACGGCGUGCUUUUGGUGAUGAAAAUGUACAUUAUAGCAAUAAUUACGGGACAAGUGAGGCUGCGCAAAAAGGCUUUUGCCAACCCCGAGGACACGCUGAGACACGGAGGGUUACAAUAUCACAGAGAGGAUCCAUAUGUGGAAAGAUGCCGGAGAGCUCAUAUCAACGACAUAGAGAACAUCCUCCCCUUCCUCUUUCUGGGUGCUAUCUACUCCAUGACGGGACCUGGCCUGGCUGUGGCCCGCCUUCACUUCCUGGUCUUCUUCUUAGCUCGUGUGCUGCACAGCGUUGCCUACCUGUUUGCCCUGCAAGCGCCAACCCGCUCUCUGGCCUACAUCGUUGCACAGAUACCUUGCAUCUCUAUGGCUCUGCAGAUCCUAAUGGCAGUCUGGCAGUAUGCCUAAAUACCCAGAAACGAGGGACUGAACUAGAGGUGCUGUUCUUGCUGGAAAGAUCGGUUACGAUCUUUUAUAGAAAAAGCACAAGGAGGAUACCGGAGAGGCCUCCUGUGGGGGAAAAACUUAAAAGACAAUCAGUGAGAGUGCAAUAUAAGGUGUGCGAUUAUGCAGCAGAUGGGUUUUGUGAGAUUUUGUCAGUAUUUUUAUUGUUUUAUUUACAAUGUUGAAAUGUGAGAAUGUCCUAAAAGUUCUUUGAAGUUGACAUCCUGUACUGUACUAUUUGAAAUGGAAAUGAAGGUUGUUGCCCGCUUUUGUCUGUUUUAACCAGGUUCUGUUGUUAUGAACUGAUGGAAACUAACUAACGAAGAGUUGUAGACAUUUAGUUUAAGCGACAUUGGAAUAUUUUCCAGCACUGCACUGUACGUUCAUCCCUGCCCCCCUUUUGUGUUCACACACAACACAGACCGCCAUGGUGUUGUAUCCUCCAUGGCUUCAUCUGUUUCCCGUGUGGAUAUUCCAUCUGUUUUUAUUAUGUUUGUUUGCAUAGUGUGUUUAGCAGAAGCGUAAUGGAUCCUAACAUGACUGAUAAUACCACUCAGUGAAAUACAGUUUGAUGCUUUUACUGUGUGAGGUGAACUUCUCUCUAGUUAACUACAUUUUAAUCAAGAAGAAAGGAAUCCUAACGGCCUCGAAAUAAAUGUCGCAACAACCUGUAGAAAACAAAAAUGGUGAAAUGAUUUUCAUCUGUGAAAACGUAGUUUGAGGCUUUUGUAAUAAUUUAUUAUUCAAUUUAAUGUAUACAGAUGCAUUUUUGUAGGCAAUAAAACAAUUGACGCAUGAA
Molecule: messenger RNA, 1485 nt
Organism: Anarrhichthys ocellatus (wolf-eel)
Lineage: Eukaryota; Metazoa; Chordata; Actinopteri; Perciformes; Anarhichadidae
Gene: ptges
Product: prostaglandin E synthase
Exons: 3
Coding region: 87-650 (187 amino acids)
Biological process (GO): prostaglandin biosynthetic process
Cellular component (GO): membrane
Molecular function (GO): prostaglandin-E synthase activity
Source: RefSeq, a predicted model, not a curated record